Molecule: messenger RNA, 705 nt
Organism: Folsomia candida
Lineage: Eukaryota; Metazoa; Arthropoda; Collembola; Entomobryomorpha; Isotomidae
Product: serine palmitoyltransferase 2-like
Exons: 3
Coding region: 1-705 (234 amino acids)
Biological process (GO): ceramide biosynthetic process; sphingosine biosynthetic process
Cellular component (GO): serine palmitoyltransferase complex
Molecular function (GO): pyridoxal phosphate binding; serine C-palmitoyltransferase activity
Source: RefSeq, a predicted model, not a curated record
AUGCCGCAAUCCCAAUUUUCGAAAAUUUUUUUCCCCACUAAUUUGGAAACCAAUGGACCCGACUGGAUCCUGGAGCCAUUUCUAGCACGCAUUUCAGGUGGAGUCACGUUCCUGGUGUCGAUCGUUGCAUCCAUUUUUACACCAGACGCCGAGAAAGAUAGGAAGGGUUAUCCACCACUACGAUCAAAUUUGUUUCUUCAAUGUUGGAUUAGACGAAUGCGAGAUCUGGUUUACACCUCAAUGAUCAGUGUGCCAGGUGAAUUUGUCACAUUUCAGGAUCGCAAACUCGUGAAUGACGGCAACGGAGGGUGGGCGUGCGAUUACACCGGAAAACAGAUCACCUGUGUCGACAUGGGGUCAUUUAACUAUCUCGGAUUUGCCUCAAAUGAUGGACAAAUUUCAGACGAGGUGAUUAAUUCCAUGCAUACGUUUGGCUUGACAGCCUGCAGCACUCGCAGUGAAUUUGGCGAAUUUCCUGUUCACAUAGAAUUGGAGAAAUUGGUAGCUAAAUUUUUGGGGGUUGAAGACGCCAUCGUGUGUGGGUCAGGAUUCGCUACGAAUGCCCUAAAUAUUCCGGCAAUUAUGGAUGAGAACACCUUAGUUUUUAGCGAUGCUAAAAACCACUCGUCCGUGAUUAUGGGGCUGAGACUGUCAAAAGCAGUAGUUCGUGUAUUCCGGCAUAAUGGUAGAAAUGUUAGACAAUAA